AUGUGGAUUGGGUUUUUAUUACAUACUUUAAGUAAAGAUCCGAAAAGAAAGGAAUUAAUAUAUAAGAAGAAAAAUAUAUUAAAUGAGCCUAAAGAAAAUCAAACAAAAGUUAUCGAGAGUGUUCUUUACAACGAUGGCAAAGGAGUAACUUCAGGCAUUUCAUACCCAGCCAAAAUCAUACUCAAUAAAAACUUAACAAUUACAAAGACAUAUUAUCUCUUUGCAACAGAAAGCAACGCUUCCAACGCCAAUGUCACUAGCGUCAAAACAUCACAAAAUGUUAUCAAUGCAACAGCCGUAAAUAGCACAAACAAGACAGAAUUGACUUUCCAAGUUAACGCUCCAGAGGAUUAUAAUAAGACAAAGUUACUUGUUGUUGUUGAGUUCGCCCCCAAUAAUACAUCCGAGUUAGGUACCUGUAAUGUUAGCUUUUUACCUAAAAUUUCUGUUAACCUAUCAUCAUCAAAGCUUUAUAAGAAAGCCAAAGAUUCUUUUGAUCUUCCGAUUUCUAUUAAUUAUUAUGGAAAACCACCUAAUAAUUACACUCUCAAAUAUGUUAAAAUGAAAACUGAACCUGCAAAUGCUUCUGGUUAUACUUCUCUACUCAACUCUUCAGUUUCGGGAUCCCAAACCAAGUAUAACAUUACUCUUCCUGACUCUAUUAAUUCUUCUAAUUCUUAUCCAUUUUAUAUCGCUUUAAUCAAAGAAAAUGAAAUUGUAUCCAAAGUUACUGUUCCGAAUAUUAUUUAUUGUGCUAUUCCUAAAGUUGAUAAUCUGACAGAUACUAUUAAUACAACAGGUUAUAAAUACACUGCUGAACAGCCAAUCAAACUUUCAUUCAACGCUGUUGCAGCUGUUAAUGCUACUGAAGCUUCUCCUAAAUAUAAACUUGGUAAUUCUGAACCCGUUAAUGCAACAUUGACCCAGAAAGAAGGAAAUCUUUAUGAAUUUACGAUUACAGCUCCUUCAGAUAUUUCUGAAGACUCAAAGGUUAACAUUACAGUUUCUAUCACAGAUCCAGCUGGUCAAACUGCUAACUCUUCUGAACUUCAAAUUUCUCUUGGAAAGUCUCCAUAUUUAUCUGCACCAACUGUUGUUGCUGAAAAUCAUACAGAACCAUUCAAGGCCGGUGAAUAUAUUCCAGUUAAAGUUACAUUCCAACACUUUGAGGCAAAGACAGGAAGCUUCCAAUAUAGAUUCUAUACAGAUCAGGAAUGGAUAGAUCUCCCAGACGACAAUGUAACUGAAGUAGAAACCCCAUCUGCAAUUAAGAAAUUACAUGCCGACGAAGGCAAGAAAUAUCUACUCAACAUUCCAGCUCCAAAGUAUGAAGAUAUCAAAAAAGAUGGAACAGUUAAACUUCAAAUUAGGUUAGCUCGAUCCAAUGAUCAAGCUCAAUCCAAUAUCAUUGAAACAGAGGUUUCACUUCAGAAACAACAAUACGUUGCACCAACACCUGAAAAUAGUGGACUUACUGGUGGACAGAAGGCUGGUAUUGUUAUUGGCGUUCUUCUUGCUGUUAUCAUUAUUAUUCUCAUCAUCUACUUCGUUUUCCGCAGGAAACCAUCUAAGGUUAAAUCAUCAUCUGAUAUCCAAGAUGAUUCCGGCUCCGGUGUUAAUGUGUAA
This is a messenger RNA of Trichomonas vaginalis G3, 1626 nucleotides long. RefSeq lists its product as uncharacterized. The record is from RefSeq and is a predicted model, not a curated record. The transcript has a single exon. Bases 1 to 1626 code for a protein of 541 amino acids. Lineage: Eukaryota; Parabasalia; Trichomonadida; Trichomonadidae.